Molecule: messenger RNA, 1716 nt
Organism: Eimeria necatrix
Lineage: Eukaryota; Apicomplexa; Conoidasida; Eucoccidiorida; Eimeriidae
Product: ribosomal protein L19, putative
Exons: 5
Coding region: 1-1716 (571 amino acids)
Biological process (GO): translation
Cellular component (GO): mitochondrial large ribosomal subunit; ribosome
Molecular function (GO): structural constituent of ribosome
Source: RefSeq, a predicted model, not a curated record
AUGUUCGCGCUGCAGUCCCUACCUUGCAGAAGCUGCUCCUGUGCAUCAGCAGCAGCAGCAACGGCAGCAGCAACAGCAGCAGCAACAGCAGCAGCAACAGCAGCAGCAAGUGCAGCAGCAGCAGCAGCAGGUGGUCUGCCUGAGCAACGGGUUUUCCUUCAUCAUGUGAACGCAGGAGUCUCUACAGAGCUGCCGCUGCAGCAGCAGCAGCUGCUGCCGCGGCAGCAGCAGCAGCAGCUGCUGCUGCCGCGGCUGCAGCAGCAGCAGCAGCUGCUGCCGCUGCUGGGGCUUCCGUUUGCUGCUGCAGCUCGCCGGCUGCUGCGGCACCGCGUGUCGCAGUCAGCAGCAGAAGCUGCUGCAGCAGACAACCCUGGGCUGUACAGACACUGGCCCCACCUGCUGCUGUACGCCCCCCCCCUCCCCGCCGGCGCAGCAGCCAGCAGCAGCAGCAGCAGCAGCAGCAGCAGCAGCAGCAGCAGCAGCAGCAGGCGGGACCAGCCGCCGGAAGUGCUGGCAGCAGCAGAAGAGCAGCUGCUGCUGCGCGGCAGCUGGGCGGGGAGGCCCCUGGCAGACACCCCAGCAGCAAAUUUAAAGCCCCAAAAUAAAAACGCAUGCAAAGAUUUAAUUCACCUUUUGAUGCUGCAGGAGGUGAAGAAGCUGCAAAAGGAGAGAAGCUUCAGACUGCCGCAUUUUGGCCCUGGAGAUUUGGUCGAAGUGCAAUACGAGUUAAGUCGCUCGCAGCAAACCGUCGCCACUUUUCAGGGCUACGUGGUGAGCAUGCGGCAGCGGUCUUUGAACUCUUCAGUGGUGCUUCGAAAUGGAGUUAAAGGAGUUGCUGUGGAGCAGCGGAUUCCCCUGUUCUCCCCGCGGCUGCUGUCUUUCAAGGUGCUGCGCAGCGCAAGCAGCCCCAGCCAGGCCUUCGUGGCUUCGCCGCCGCCGCCGCCCACGAGAGACUACAGGUACAAGUGGAAGUACAAUGUGCGUGGGAAGUAUGAGCGGCGGCGUGGGACGCACAAACCUGGUGUGCGGACUGUGGAGCACCGGCUGCGGUCUCGCGUGUCUUCGCUGCUGCACCGCUACAUGCGGCAGCGGCUUGCUGCCAAUCUGCCGCCUUACGUUUGGGGGGGCCCUUAUCCGCGCCUGCGGGAGAAAAGGACAAAAGAGAUCCGCGGCGAACUCUACAGGAGAAUGCUCGUCUACUCCUUCGUGCGCUGCUGCUGCUGCUGCUGCUGCUGCUGCUGCUGGGGGUGCUGCUGCUGCUGCUGGGAGUGCUGCUGCUGCUGCUGCUGCUGCUGGGGGUGCUGCUGCUGCUGCUGGGGGUGCUGCUGCUGCUGCUGCUGGGGGUGCUGCUGCUGCUGCGGGGGGUGCUGCUGCUGCUGCUGCUGGGGGUGCUGCUGCUGCUGCUGCUGCUGGGGGUGCUGCUGCUGCUGCGGGGGGUGCUGCUGCUGCUGCUGCUGGGGAUGCUGCUGCUGCUGGGGAUGCUGCUGGGGUUGCUUCUGCUGCUGGUGUUUGACGCUCCUGCUGCUUCUGCCGUUGCUGCUGCUGUUGCUAGUGCGCCUGCUGCUGCUGCUGCUGCUUCUGUUGCUUCUGCUGCUGCUCGCGCUGGUGCUGCUGCUACUUUGCUGUUGCAGUCAGGCUGGUGCAGCUCAUGCUGCUGCUGCUGCUGCAACAGCACUGCGACCUUCCCUGCUGCUGUUACUGUGGCGUGCCUGCUAG